AUGACGCUAGGCCCGUUUCAGAUAAACGCCCAAUCUGAUCAUGUCGGUGAGGCACACCUUCUAAGCUGGGAGUUUGGUUCAACAACAUUGAAAAAUCUGUUUGGCGCUCUCACUCUUCUCUUGCCAAAGAUUGGGCUUCACAGGGGACGGUCACAACCGCCCUCUUCUCAGAACGCCAAGGCUGGCUACUCUUGCCUCUCUGACAACAUCCCAAAGGAGUAG
This is a messenger RNA of Podospora pseudocomata, 222 nucleotides long. RefSeq lists its product as uncharacterized. Bases 1 to 222 code for a protein of 73 amino acids. The record is from RefSeq and is a predicted model, not a curated record. The transcript is spliced from 2 exons. NCBI's taxonomy places the organism in Eukaryota, Fungi, Ascomycota, Sordariomycetes, Sordariales, Podosporaceae.